AUGAAAUUUGCGUCGCCAUUCUGCGGCUGUGCCAGGGAUUCAGAUCUUGAUCCUCAUACCGUUAACUUGGAUCCCUGCACACGAGAAACACGGUUUCGUACCUGGCGCUCGUCACGCUAUCGCACCUAUGAUCCACACAGCCUUCGGCUUCCAACAAGCAAAGACGCACACCUACUUCGACGAAGUCUUAUACUACUCGUUUUGAUAUUACUCGAGAUAAGUUCCUGGGCCUUCUUGUUUGCGUGGCGACUCGAAAGCGCAAUCCUUGAACGAGGCCAAGGCUCAAGUGACGAUAAAAAAUGCGGGACCCCACUAUAUCAGGUGGUCGAUCCUGGGCUUGCAUUAAUACCCCGACUAUACAUGUUGAUUCUUGUCAUCAAGUCCUUUACCACACCUGCCGACCCAGUUUCGCCCGCACGAUUCACUCUUUACAAUCCGCAUUAUCUCGUAUUUUACACACUCGCCUCGAUUUCCGCUAUCGUUCGCAGCUUUUCGUAUUUCGUCACCAAUCUCGAAGACAGCUGGAUCAUAUCAUCAACCACCGAAAAGUCAUUUGCAGCAAUCGAUCUGGUCAUCUGCCUGGCUGUGUGGAUCCUAUGUGCCACGACCCCAGGAGAACUGGAUCAGGGCGAGCUUCUAGACAUUGAUGAUGCUGAUGAAGGUAUCCUUGUCCUGCACGAUGGACGCGUGGUUCGCAGUGGUCGUAUACUAAGUUUGGAGGCGAGCGCUUCACCCUUGUCAUCUGUCACGUUCAGCUGGAUGAACAGCUUACUCUACAGCGGAUACAAAAAAGCACUCGGCGCAGAUCAACUCUGGGCAUUACCAUUCCGCCAACGCGCCAAAGAAAACUACCGACACUUUCGCAACAUGGCACGAUCCAAAAGUCUCAUUGUACGCAUCUAUCAAUCCAACCAAAAAUCAAUCCAUCUCCAAUUCAUCACUGCCAUAGCCGCAGUCGCCUUUCACUACGCCAAUCCAUUCUUUCUGCAUCGAUUACUCAGUUACAUUCAGGCACCGGACGAGUUCCCCCGUGAAUCGGGCUAUUUGUACUGCGUAGCCAUUUUUGUAUGCAACAUAAUCAGUACGUUGAUAGCGUCACAGACACUGUUGUGGGGUCGACGUUGGCAUGUUACCAUGAACAAUAUGCUCAAUUCGGAAAUCUAUGCGCAUACCUUGCGUCUUGGCCGUAUUGACGAUGAAACAGCGUCAUCAACAAGAGUGGGUGAUGACCAGGGAUGCGGUAGUGGUGGUGCUGACAAUAUGGAUGAAAAUGCAGCGAGUCGACGUGCCAGUUUGAUGAGCGAAGACACAGAAAGACUGGCGGAAUUGGCAUCUUAUCUUCAUAUCUUUUACACGUGUCCAUUGGAAAUUAUCACUGGCGUUGUGUUUUUGUACUAUCUGCUUGGCAAAGCCUUUUUGGCGGGACUAGUCGUCAUGGCAUUCGCCCUACCUUCGACUCAUUACAUCAGUCGAAAACUUGUGCAUGUUCAAAAGCAGCUCACAGAAGCAAAAUCAUGGCGCAUACGACUUGUGAAGGAACUUGUGUCGAAUAUCCGGGCGACUAAGUUUCUUGCAUGGGAGCGUAAAUGGGAGCAAGUGAUUACAAAUGCUCGCGAUGACGAACUGGUCAAGCUAAUCAAGCUAUAUACCCAAAAUACCAUUCUAUCCUUGAUCUGGUUUGCCACACCUGUUUUUGUCACUUCAAUCUCAUUUGCGUGGUACACCCUCGUUGAACAAAAGCGGCUGGAUCCGAGGCAAGUUACUGCAUUUGUAAGCAUUGUACUCUUUGGUAUGCUCCGAGAUCCUCUAAAUGUGAUGCCACAAGCAGUCAUGGCAUACAACGACGCAAAGGUCAGCUUGAGGCAUAUCAACGCGUUCUUGAACACUGGAGAUAAGCGCGAUUCUGAUACCGACUCUAGCAAUUCAUACCACGACGACGAGUAUGACGAUGAGGAUGCUAUCCAUAGACCUUACGACGAACGGGUAAAGGUUGCAUUUGACGACAAUAGUGUCUUCCAAUGGCCAUCGCCGCCACAAGACGCUGCCGCGCACCAACAGCAGCAUUUACAACAACGCUUGGAUAAAUAUCAUGACAAUAUGCGUGUAGAAUCGGAAAGCAUACCACCACCACCACCACCAGCAGUACCAGCAGCAGCAACAUCAUUGUUCACGCUCAGCUUGCCUCGAUUGUCGUUUCCUCCAGGCCGACUCUCCAUAGUAACUGGUCGUCAUGGCAGUGGCAAAUCGAGCAUGUUGUCUGCCUUGCUAGGCGAAAUGACACUCAUUUCAGGGAAAAUGCAUCUACCGUCGCAAUUCUUAUCGCCAUACACAAGUCUUGUCAAGGACGACAUCAACCAAGCCGUCUACGUUUUCAAAGUCGCCUAUGUACCACAAACACCAUGGUAUCAGUACGGCACUGUACGCGACAACAUUUUGUUUUUUGAAACGUGGGAUGAUGGACGUUAUCGUGAAACGCUGCAUCAAUGCGACCUUUUACGUGACCUGUCACUGUUGGAAAAUGGGGAUUUGACACUUAUUGGUGAACGCGGCACAUCCAUUUCCGAAACGCUCAAGCUUAAAAUAUCCCUCGCACGCGCUGUGUAUUCACGGUCCAAAACGGUCUUGAUCGACGAUAUUUUCGCCAGAUUCGACAAACAUACCGCUGCACUCUUACACGAGAAAUGCAUAUCCGGUGGAUUGCUUCGAGCGCGCACUGUUAUUCUGGCAGCUACACAGUUAGGUGCAUGGAUUCGUGAUGCUCGUCUUUUGGUACGAUUAGAAGAUGGCAAAGUAUGCUCGGUUGAAACUGAGGAUGGGAUCGUCGACUGGAUCGAGGCAAACCAAAUGCGCAUCACAACAGCAGAGGCACCGCUCUUGGACGACACGGUCAACGAUGAUCGUAUCGAAACGCUUUUCGAAAAUGACAAUAAUUUCGCGGACGACGAAUUAUUCGAUGAAGGAUCGGUGAUGCGUGAAUCGAUACGAUAUACAGACGAUGGUAUACGGGACGAAACCAAGUCUAGAGAAAUCGCCUAUGCUACCUACAUUUCUGUAUGGUCAACUGCAUACGAACAUGUUGGCUUACCCAUGUGGAGCUCCACACCAAGUGAGGACACGAUGUUUUUACCCGAAAGUCUAUCAACAAAACACUAUGUCGUGAUCUACUUGACCCUAUGUCUUAUCACGGUAGCCUGUAACUUUAUUCGAACGGUUGUACAAUAUCGAGGAUCUCUACGUGCAUCCAACGGUCUAUUCCAUUCACUACUGAGAGCCAUCUGCCGAGCACCAUUGCAAUUUUUUGACGCCAACACGCACGGACAAAUCAUGAGUCGGUUCAGUAAAGAUAUGGAAACGGUAGACUCUAGCAUCGGAUGGCAUGUCAAUUUCUUGUUACAGACCAUAUUUGGCGUUUUGGGUGUCGUCAUCACCAUUGGUGUUAUCUUGCCCGAGUUUUAUAUCGUAUGCAUUGUUGCCGGCCUUUGUUACUUUUACAUUGGUUCGGUGUACAUACGCGCAUCGCGCGAACUCAAGAAACUAAAUGCAGCCAGUCGACCUCCUAUUUAUUCGUUUUACACGGAUACACUCGCUGGUCUUGCCACGAUCCGAGCAUAUCGUGAAGAAAGAGCCAUGAUGAAGAAAAUGUUUCAGCUAUUGGACGACAAUAUGCGAGCAUUUUACACGCUGUGGACGACGAAUCGAUGGUUGUUUGUGCGCGUCGAGCUCGUGGGUGCAUUCCUUUCGUUCUUUAUCGGCAUACUAUUGAUCUACAAAUCAACAAAUGCAGGACUUGCUGGUAUUGCUCUUACGUUUGCGACAAGUCUACUCGAGUAUAUUUAUUGGUUGAUGCGUCAAUCGACGACAGUGGAUAUGCAUUUUGAAGCUAUCGAGCGCAUCAAUGAAUACGUGGAUAUGACACCUGAACCACCUGGAAUCGUUGAAGGAUCGCGUCCUCCCGCAGCGUGGCCAACAAGUGCCGGAGUACACGCUCGUGACCUUACAGUGGUUUUAAAUCUGGACGGUGAGCACGUGUUGAAGCAUGUAUCGUUUAAUAUACAACCAUGCGAGAAAGUCGCAGUGAUUGGCCGAGCAGGAGGUGAAAAGAGUGCAUUGAUAGCCUGCUUAUUUCGCUUUGUGGAGCCCAUGUGUGGCUCGAUUAAGAUUGAUGGCGUCAAUAUUGCAUGGAUUGGCGUUGAAGAUCUUCGAUCACGGAUAACGUAUAUAUCCAAGGAAGGGAUGCUGAUAAGCGGAACGGUACGAAGUAACUUGGAUCCAUUUGGUGAAUAUGACGAUUAUGAGCUAUGGCAAGCACUCCAACGAGUCCGAUUAGCAAGUCCGUCCCCAGUACCAUCUGCUAAAGACGGUUCCGUCAUAUACGAUUUGGAUAUGGAAAUGAGUAAAGAAGGGGCCCAGUUGGCCGUAGCUGAUCGACAGUUGCUAUGUAUUGCUCGUGCUCUUUUGAGGGAUUGUACAAAGUUCGUCGUCUAUGAAGAAGCAGAGUCAAGUAGUACUGGAGAGCAGGAUAAAGUACACGCAGUAAUCCAGGAUGAGUUUGAGGAGUCGACUGUGCUUGUGAUACCCCAUCGACUACACACGGUGAACAGAUAUGAUCGCGUCAUGGUAUUUGAUCAAGGCGCUUUGGUGGAGUAUGAUCCACCGAUGGAUCUUUUGAAUAAUAGUCAAAGUCUACUGCGAUCAUUGAUGGAGAGAGCCGGUGUAUUGGAUACAUUUUCAUCAUUAUCAUCACCAUCACCAUCACCAUCAACAUAA
Zychaea mexicana is the source of this 4767-nucleotide messenger RNA. RefSeq names its product ABC transporter type 1, transmembrane domain-containing protein. The transcript has 16 exons. Gene Ontology annotation, biological process: transmembrane transport. The coding region runs from base 1 to 4767 and encodes 1588 amino acids. The record is from RefSeq and is a predicted model, not a curated record. Gene Ontology annotation, cellular component: membrane; fungal-type vacuole. Gene Ontology annotation, molecular function: ATP binding; ATP hydrolysis activity; ABC-type peptide transporter activity. NCBI's taxonomy places the organism in Eukaryota, Fungi, Mucoromycota, Mucoromycetes, Mucorales, Lichtheimiaceae.